AUGGAUGGCAAUUUCCUUGAUUUGCAAUUAAAAUUGCCGACUAAGCGAUUUUGUGGUUUUUCAAAAGGAUGGUUAAUAGCUAUGAACCUUAAUUUGGUAAUAACCUUAAUAAAUCCCUUUUUAAGGGUUAAAGGGAGGAAAAAGAGAGACGAUUCUAUCAUUGAUCUUCCUCCACUAGAUGGUAAAGGUGGUUUUAAACCAGUGAUUGCCGAAUUUGUCAUUAAGGCUACAAUCUCAGCCGACCCAAUAUUGGAUGCCAACAAUUGCAUUGUUGUUGUCAUAUACGAGGGAAGAGGUCAAUUGGCUUUCAUUAGACUCAAUAAAGACACAACAUGGACUUACAUUGAUGAAAGUUUGUGCUUUAUUGAAGAUGUUGUUCAUUUUAAAGAUAAGUUUUAUGUUGUUAAACAAGGGGGUGGACUUUUUUCUUCUGAUAUUACUACUCAGCCAAUCUCCAAUAAACAAUUGGUUGCAGAGGGCAUGAAAUCCGAUCCGUUAGAGAAGACAUACCUUGUGGUUUUAAAUGAUAAAGAAUUGUGGAUGGUCCAAAGGUAUAUUAAAUUUGAAGACGGCAGUCGUGUGACGACGAAAUUUAGAAUAUUCGAAUUGAAUUUUGACAAGUACAAGUGGGUUGACAAAAAAACCAUAGGUUAUUUUGCUAUCUUUUUGGGUGAUAACUAUUCAAUAUCUGUCUUGGCUUCAAAUGUUUCAGGAUGCCAGCCGAAUUGUAUAUAUUUCAAUUGUGAUUAUGAUCGUUACGUAGGUUAUAGCAAAAACGGUUUGUGCCAUGAUUUUGGUGUGUAUAAUGUUGAGAGUCAAAGAUUUUCAAAGCCUUAUACCCCAGAUGCUAAGGCUCUUAUAGAGAAGACCAAGCAACCUCCAUAUUGGGUGUUGCAAACUUUUCAGUUGUAA
Molecule: messenger RNA, 912 nt
Organism: Prunus avium (sweet cherry)
Lineage: Eukaryota; Viridiplantae; Streptophyta; Magnoliopsida; Rosales; Rosaceae
Source: RefSeq, a predicted model, not a curated record